Molecule: messenger RNA, 2223 nt
Organism: Sporothrix schenckii 1099-18
Lineage: Eukaryota; Fungi; Ascomycota; Sordariomycetes; Ophiostomatales; Ophiostomataceae
Exons: 3
Coding region: 1-2223 (740 amino acids)
Source: RefSeq, a predicted model, not a curated record
AUGGCACGCAGCUGCUUGCGCGUAUGCUUGCGGUUGCGUGUCGGCGGCGGCGCCGAUGCUGCCGAGCCAGACGAGCGGGACCGAGAUGCUGACGACGACGGCGUCGGGCCGUUACCGAGGGCUUGGCAUGCCCUGCUGGUCGGCGCCGAGGCCCCUGCCACUAUCUGGGUCCCAGCCCUGGGCGCUCAUUAUGGCGAGGCCCAAACGGCCGCGGUUGACCGAAGACGGUGGCUUAGAGUGGUCGAGAGCCACCUGAUGGACGAGGCAGGUCUCGUGGUGAUGGGCGGCGGCCGCCGAGGGCGUUGUCAAGGGGAGGCGGCACACGUCGCAGGCGGGUGUUGUGGGGUCGGUGGUGGAGGUCUCGACCGUCUUCGCAACCGACUCGGCACUCCCUUCUCUCUUUUCCGUCUGUCCUAUGACGAUGCUGAGAUAGAGAUCAGAGACGGCACCGCCGGGAAGAGCGCCGGUUGGUCCGCUGCCUUUUGUCUGUGGCGCCUCGCCGGCCCGAACAAAUGCGACGCGCUGUCGGUGCAGGCCCGUGCCAAAGCCGGGCAGACGGUGGAGUGGCGUGUCCGAGGCGCCGUCUUCGUUGAGUCCGCCAUUGUGGUCUGUCGUACUUUGGUCCACUUUAGCGACCGCGCCUGCCUCGACUGCCACGACAUCUUCUUCGACCCCCUUUCCAAGGCCCACGACUUUCGACCUCAAUACGUCCCACAAGAUCGUCGUCUCCCAGAGUCUCGCACACGUCUCCCGUCUCCCACCAUGCCUCUCGACUUUAUAACGAACGCGUAUCUCUAUGGGCUGCCAGAAUGGUUCCCCGAGCCCGAGACGCUGGUCAAGUUCUUCGGCACGCUCGGCGUGCUCGUGGGCACCAAGGUGUACUGCAGCGGCGCGUCCAAUCGGUCGGACCGCAGCAUGCACGGCCGCGUCGUGAUGAUCACGGGCGGCACGUCGGGCGUGGGUGCAGCCGUGGCGCUCGACCUGGCCAAGCGCGGCGCCCAUAUCGUGCUUCUGACCCAACAACCGUCGUCCGAUCCGUUUGUGGUGGACUAUGUCGAAGAGCUGCGCGAGCUCGCGGGCCACCAGCUUAUUUACGCGGAGCAGGUCGACUUGACGUCCCUGCACAGCAUCCGCACGUUUGCUACGCAGUGGAUCGACAACUUGCCGGUGCGGCGGCUGGACAUGAUCAUACUGUGCGCGGCGGUGGCUGGCGUGGCGCAGACGCACGAACGCACGGGCAAGGCGCUGGCGCCGGCACGCGGCGUGACGACGGCGGACGGGAUUGAGCGAGCGUGGAUGGUCAACUACCUGGCCAACUUCCAUCUGCUGGGCAUCCUGAGCCCCGCGCUGCGGUCGCAGCCGUUUGAUCGCGACGUGCGGAUCAUUAUCACGACGUGCUCGUCCUACAUUGGCUCGCCGCCAUUGAUUGCGGCUCCUGGCAGCACCGCAUCCACGACAGCAAGCGCUCGAGGCAGCAAGAAAAAGGCAGCCAAGGCGGGGACAGCGGCCUCUACGACGCCGGACGGCGUCGACAUCCCCGACUGGUCCCCGGCGCGCGCGUACGCGCGCAGCAAGCUCGCGCUUAUGGUGUUUGCACGCUCCUUCCAGAAGCACGUCGACGCACACAAGCGGCCGGACAACCUACCAGGCAAUGUGCGCGUGCUGGUGGUCGACCCGGGCAUGUCGCGCACGCCCGGGUUCCGCCACUGGCUGACGGGGGGGUCGCUGCUGUGGCUCGUGCUGGGUUAUGUGCUGCUGUACCCGCUGUGGUGGCUGUUUAUUAAGAGCGCCGACGACGGCGCACAGUCGAUUUUGUAUGCGGCCAUGGACGGCGAGCUGCGGCGCAUGCGCGACUUUGGCACCGCGGGCGACGCGCUGGCGGACGACGCGGCCCGGGACCCGCUGGCGCACAAGAUCAUCAAGGAGUGCCGGGUCAUGGACACGGCGCGGCGCGACGUCGAGGACGAGACCGUGGCCAAGGCGCUGUGGCAGGACAGUGAUCUGCUGGUGGAAGAAACGGAAAAGCGAGCCGCCGAGCGGCGCCAGCGGGAGAAGGAGGCCGCCAAAGAGGCUGCCGAGAACGAGGAGCGCGUGCGCAAGGAGACACAUCAAGUCAACGAAAUCGAGGCGCUGGUGAGCGCGAUCAAGAAGGGCAAAGAGCGGGAGAAGGAGAAGGAAGCGGCGGCGAAGAAGGGCGACAAGAAGUCGAAACGAAAGGCAUAA